Molecule: messenger RNA, 4663 nt
Organism: Branchiostoma floridae (Florida lancelet)
Lineage: Eukaryota; Metazoa; Chordata; Leptocardii; Amphioxiformes; Branchiostomatidae
Product: polycystic kidney disease protein 1-like 2
Exons: 18
Coding region: 1-4629 (1542 amino acids)
Biological process (GO): detection of mechanical stimulus
Cellular component (GO): membrane
Molecular function (GO): protein binding; calcium ion binding; calcium channel activity
Source: RefSeq, a predicted model, not a curated record
AUGUUAGAAAGUGAUCUUAUCGACACAAGUGCCACUGAUCUUUCCCCAAGGCAACAGCUUAAGGAGUUGAAAAGGGAGGAGAAGGAGAAGGAAGACAUGAUGUCAGUUUUUAAGAAGAACCCGUAUUCCUGGAGUAAGUCGACUGGAGGACAAAACAUCUCGUCAUCAGUGACACUUCUGUCCAUAAACUCAAAGGAGUCUGGAAACAGCACAAAGCAAGAAGUAAAGCUGGAUAUGCCAUUCAUACCGUUUCAAGCGAGUGGUAAGCAAGACAGCAGGCCAUCAGACGAUACGACAGAAAGCCCUAGUACGGAGGAAGAUCCUACCAACGGCACUACUAUGGCGUACCACGCCUUCGAUGUUACAGCCGACAACGUCAUCCCUGUUGUUAGUAUGAACUGGUGGGAUAUAGAAGCUACAUUUCACGUCUACAUCUCUUACGGAUAUCCCCCGACAGAAGAAAAGUAUGGCCAGAAAAUAGUUAUUAAGGAAGACGGGUAUGAGGCCUGGCUCAGGGGAACAAAUUUCUCUACAUCCUUCAUUCCCAACACGACUGACCAUAGCGGAGUUCUGUUUGUAGGAGUACAGAAGUUAGAGCCGGUGAACUCAGCCCACGGUCAUCAACAACAGCCUACUGUGCAGGCACUGAGAAAGAGGGACUACAUACUGUCAAUGCUAUCUGUAGGCUGUUCGUCUUGGAAGGACAGUAAGAAACAAUGGAGCCUGGAGUACUGUGGCGCUGACAUUGAUAUGGACAAUGGAGCCAUCAGCUGCCGAUGUCACAUGACUGAGGGGAAGGUCUCUGUGGGGACCAUGACUCUUCCUCUUCCCAACUCCAUCAACUUCAUCAACGCUUUCAGGAACUUCCGCAAUCUGAGCGAAAACUCAGUAGUGUUCUCCAUCGUGGUGUCCGAGUACAUCCUGUACAUCUUACUCAUGGUUUUCCUGUGCGUGGACUUUCACAGACUAUGGAGUGCUCGUCGAAUAAUCCCCAUCUCUGGAGAGUGUGGAGGAGCGAACAGCAAUGGGAAGCCUCUGUCCAAAGUGAGUCUGGUUCCUCCAGACAGGAUGCCUGCACCACACGUCUAUCAGAUCACGGUCACCACCGGGUCCAUGUUCAGCGCAGGGACCACGUCACGUGUCGGCUUCCAACUGUACGGGUCAGAGGGCACAUCUCCAGUCAAGAUGCUGAACCCGGAAGGAGAGGCAUUGGUGCGAGGAAGUACUUUGCACUUUGUCAUGCCCGUACGAGAGUCACUUGGAGAAGUGAUGUUGUUGCACAUCUGGCACGAUAACUCUGGGGAAGGCGACAAUUCAUCGUGGUUCCUCGGAAGUUUUGUCGUCAGAGAUGUAGAGAAGGAUGUGGUGUGUUACUUGACUUGUAACGACUGGUUAUCAACAGAAAAGGGGGAUGGCGAGGUGCAGAAGGUUGUUCACGCUAGCACCGAGGAGGAGCUGACAUCCUUUACCAAUGUCUUCAUUGAGGCAACCAGAGAUGUGUUCUACGAUAAACAGCUGUGGGCGUCUGCCCUUGUAGCAACUCCGGGAUCCAGCUUCACCAAAGCCCAGCGUCUGUCCUGCUGCUUUACCCUCCUGAACACCAUGAUGCUGGCCAGUGCCAUGUGGUACAGGCAAGAAAACACAACUGCUGACACAAGGGUGUUCAACCUGGGUUUCGUCCGGUUCACCAUACAGAAUACUAGAUAUUUUCGGAAAUGUGUCUUCCGCGUGGCCAAGUACGUGGCGUGGUUGACCGUGUUCCUGGUGUCCACCAGCUCCGCGUUCUUCGUCAUCCUGUACAGUAUGGACUGGGGCAAGGAGAAGAGCGACUCCUGGAUGAAGGCCUUUAUAAUGUCCUUCAUGGGUUCCAGCUGUGUGGUGGACACUCUUCAGAUCUUUGUGCUUGCUGUGGUCAUGGCGUCCAUCUUUAGUCUCCAGUUCCUCGCCAAGCCGCCGACUAUUCGGAAGGAAGACCUGCAGCUGGACCUGUGGAACUCAACAGCACCAAAGAAAGUCUACCCACCCACUAAGCCUAAUAUGCAGUCUGCUAGGAGGAAGAAGCUGAGUGAGAAGUCAGCCUCGGUACUGAAGGAGUUUCUUCUUCUGUUCAUCUUCGUGGUCCUCCUCUUCUACAUCGCCCAGGUGGACAAAGACCAACAUGCCUUUUACGAGACACAGACAUUGUCUCGCAAUAUUCUGCAAGAAUAUGACGCGAUCAGAACUCCGGACCAGUUUUACGUGUGGGCUGAGGACGUCCUGCUGUGGACUCUUUACCCGGCUACCUGGUACAACGGAAGGGACAUGAAGUACUUAGACCGGCAGUUUGCACACAACACGGGAUCCUUCCGCCUCGGUCCUCCACGUCUGACUCAAGUUCGACAUCUUCCAGAUGCCAUGGCACGGAAUGCUAUUCAUGACCUCGGCUGGAACUUGGACUUGGGGAAUGUUUCUGGUAACUGCUGGCGAUUCGAGGUUAAGGACUUGUUAGCUCGUACAAACGACACCUUCCACUGCAAGAAUCACCACUCGUUUGACGUGCCUUUAGGCCAUGACUCCGCCGUGUCAUUCUUUGGCAUCUUGAGACAAAACGAGUUUAUCGACAAGUACACAAAAUCCGUGACAAUCUCAGUAAACGUCUACAAUCCCAGCCGUAAGCUGUUCAGCACUGUGAAAAUGGUCAUAGACCGUUCUGGAGUCGGGCAUCUCGUGCCAACGGCAACAAUCGCUUCAUUCAGACUGUUUCAGUACGAAAGUGAUACUGACUUUGUGACCUUGUUCAUGCACAUUUUAUUUGCAUUGCUGUUCUUCCUUAUGCUAUAUAACGAAAUCAAAGCAAUGAGAAACAUGGGAUGGAAAUGCUUCACUUGUAAAUGGAACGCCCUCGGUUGCGUUAGCCUCAUCGGCACAGCAACAGCCAUCUCCAUCUUUAUCAAGCGGUAUGUGGUGGCAUCUGAAACACUCGGAAUCGUCGCUGGAAGUAAAGGUGAGAUGGGAUUUGGGCGCUUUGUUGACCUGCAAAUUGCUGCAUAUUGGGAUGAUUGUUUGAAGCACAUCUUGGGUCUUGUAGUCUUCAUCAACACCGUGUCCUUACUUCGCGUCGUCCGCUUUAGUCAAACGAUCGGCAAACUCCUGGCCCUGCCCGGUAUCAUGAAGGGAGAGCUGAUGUCUUUCUUGGUUGUUGCUGCCGUAGCCUUUACGGCCUUCGUAAGUUCAGGACAUCUCAUAUUUGGCAGCCAAAUGGCAUCUUAUACAGACCUGCAACACACAACUUUGGCACUGUUCGAGAUGAUGCUCGGCAGAUUCUUCGCCGAAGACAUGUUGGAUUCCAAUCCUCUGAUCGGGCCGAUCUUCUUCUCCACCUUCAUGAUCUGCAUCUUCAUCCUCCUGGUGAACUUCCUCAUGACCAUCAUCUGUGACGCCAUUUCCGCUGACGUUGACGUCAACCAUGACCGUGAACUUGCCGAUCACAUGUGGAGGAGCUUCUGGGCUAUGCUGGGGUUUCACAGCACACCGGAUAAGGAGGAUAAACCAGAUGUUUUGAAGAUGGAAGAGGUGAAGGCAAAAAUAUGCAUCAUUCGGAAGAAGCUAGAUGAAGGUCUGGACAUUUGCAACUCCAUCCUGCCUCCACAUCGACAGGAAAAACACCCGAAGAGCCAAGACGUGCCCAGCUUCUUGCACCUUGACCCUUGUAACACGUCUUGCCAAAUCAUUCGCGAAGAACGUAAGUUAGCAACGAUUGUCGAAGAAAAUCAAGAUACCACCAAAGGCAUGGAGGUCGCUCGACCACCAGUUGAUGCUAACGUAAAUACAGCGGAUGUAAGGAUGCGGACCAAGCGAAUUGAGGGCAUCAUUUCAAGGGUAGAUCGCGUUACAGCCAAACACAGUGAUCAGAAGGUGCCUCGGCCUAUUCUGGUUGCAACAGCUCCACGUGAGAAGCAAACUCUGACAUCUGCCACACAUGCUGGUGAACGGCUGCAGCAAUCUUCACGGAACAUGUGGAUCCCCGAUCUAAAGCUUACCACUGAAGACAAGGCUGUACUCCUUUGUGAUGAGAUGCUGACAGACAAACACAUCCAUGCCGCACAGAUGUUACUCCGCCGUCAGUAUCCAGGGCUGGGAGGACUACAAGAUACGGCAGUAGGAGCGUCCGUGUACGGAUAUACACGGGUCUCCGGAGACGGUCUACAGAUUCACCACACCGGAUCCCUCCACUGGGUGGUUUCAUCCUCCAUAGGUGGACAUGUCAGCCUUUAUAACAGCAUGCCCGGUAAAUUAAAUGCAUCGCUGGAGUAUCAGUUGUGUCAGUGUUACGCGCCACCCCCCAACAUGGGCACAGGCGUACUGACUGUGAAAGUACCAUGUGUACAGCAGCAGGAUAGCAGGUAUAGCUGCGGACUGUUUGGCAUAGCCUGGGCUGUAGACAUCGCGAUGGGGACGGAUGUGACUCAGGUCAGGUACAAGGAGAGCAGGAUGAGAGUCCAUCUCCGGGACUGCUUCGAACGCGGUCACCUGUCUCCCUUCCCACAGUCCCUUUCUUUCACCAGUCUGCGACCCAGUACCGUUCACCGGAUUACUCUAACUUCAGCCGCUACCGGUAAACAUGCCGAUUCAAAAAGCCUGCAGGACUGAUCAUUCAUGUAUGUGAGAAAUGUCACCAACCGCU